AUGGAGCCGAGAGCCCUCAAGUGUGAUUGGAGCCGUCUCGACAGCGAGACGAGCUAUCAGGAUCGUCUCGUCUCGUACGUAGAGGAGAGCGACGAAGAAGAGGAUGCGGACAGUGAGACCCUGACCAUGACCGAUAUCUCGACGGCUGCCUCAUCGCCUGCUUUCUCAAAGUCAGCCCCUACAUCACCAGAUCAUCUUGCGUUCUUCGUCGAUAGCAGGCAAAGAUGCAUCGCGACUCGUCAGCCCUACGGACCGGGCCAGGCUGCGAUCGGUUUUGGCGCGCACGAGGACAAGCGACCUUUUGUGCUCCGAACGUACGAUCAGCGUCGUCAAAAGACCAUGUCCAUGCCAUCCGACUUUGGCCGUCAUCGGUCAGAACAUGCUGCCCGGCUCGGCCUCUCAGCAGGACGUCCCGACGAGUUGCGUCGCGAAGCUGGACUUCGAUCGGCCGCGCGCAUCUCAGGCUUACCCCUGUGGACAUGCGCACCUGUUGCAAGCUCGCAUAAACGCACACAGAGUGAGCCCAUCGAUAUCGAAACCACGCUGCGCUCACCGCCCACUCUGGAUCAAAUCGCCUGCUGGGCUCACUCGCGCCAUCUUCAGCAUGUCUCUCCAGCGUGCUCAUUCGACCGCGAAAAUCCGCCCGACAUCUGCAUCACUGCCUCGUCACCCACCGAUGAACGGAAUUCGCACGAGACGGGCCAUGGUCCGGAUCCGGAUGUUGAGUGGAGAGCAGAGAGGAUACAGCUCAUCAGGAAAGCGAUCCAACGUCGCAGUGCUCCCUCCCAGGCCAACACUCGUCUCGAUGUUUCUCUCGUCUUGCGUCGCCUCAACACGAUGGCUGCAUGA
Molecule: messenger RNA, 849 nt
Organism: Mixia osmundae IAM 14324
Lineage: Eukaryota; Fungi; Basidiomycota; Mixiomycetes; Mixiales; Mixiaceae
Exons: 2
Coding region: 1-849 (282 amino acids)
Source: RefSeq, a predicted model, not a curated record